GCGCACGCGCACUACGCCCUCAUGCCUUGCGCGAGGCGGCGGCUGUGCACCGCCAUCUUGGCCGGUGGCGGUAAGAACACGCUGUGUGCUAAGACCUGACGGCCAGCGCUGCUUGGCUACUGCACGCCCCACUGUAAGGGGACCGUUGUCUCCAGAAGAGCUGGAUAUUCUUUGUUACAAUUAUGGCAGACAAAUUAACAAGAAUUGCUAUUGUCAACCACGACAAAUGCAAACCUAAGAAAUGUCGGCAGGAGUGCAAAAAGAGUUGUCCUGUGGUUCGGAUGGGAAAAUUAUGCAUAGAGGUUACACCCCAGAGCAAAAUAGCAUGGAUUUCUGAAACUCUUUGUAUUGGUUGUGGUAUUUGUAUUAAGAAAUGUCCCUUUGGCGCCUUAUCAAUUGUCAAUUUGCCAAGCAACUUGGAAAAAGAAACAACACAUCGCUAUUGUGCCAAUGCCUUCAAGCUUCACAGGUUGCCUAUCCCACGUCCAGGUGAAGUUUUGGGAUUAGUUGGAACUAAUGGUAUUGGAAAGUCAACUGCACUAAAAAUUUUAGCGGGAAAGCAAAAGCCAAAUCUUGGAAAGUAUGAUGAUCCUCCUGAUUGGCAAGAGAUUUUGACUUAUUUCCGUGGGUCUGAAUUACAAAAUUACUUUACCAAGAUUCUCGAAGAUGACCUGAAAGCCAUUAUCAAACCUCAGUAUGUAGACCAAAUUCCCAAGGCUGCAAAGGGGACAGUGGGCUCUAUUCUGGACCGAAAAGAUGAAACAAAGACACAGGCAAUUGUAUGUCAGCAGCUUGAUUUAACUCACCUUAAAGAACGAAAUGUCGAAGAUCUUUCAGGAGGAGAGUUGCAGAGAUUUGCUUGUGCUGUCGUGUGCAUACAAAAAGCUGAUAUUUUUAUGUUUGAUGAACCUUCUAGUUACCUCGAUGUCAAGCAACGUUUAAAGGCUGCCAUUACUAUUCGAUCUCUAAUAAAUCCAGAUAGAUAUAUCAUUGUGGUGGAGCAUGACCUCAGUGUACUGGACUAUCUCUCUGACUUCAUCUGCUGCCUGUACGGUGUGCCAAGUGCUUAUGGUGUUGUCACUAUGCCUUUUAGUGUAAGAGAAGGCAUAAAUAUAUUUUUGGAUGGCUAUGUUCCAACAGAGAACUUGAGGUUCAGGGAUGCAUCACUUGUUUUUAAGGUAGCUGAGACAGCAAAUGAAGAAGAAGUUAAAAAGAUGUGCAUGUAUAAAUAUCCCGGGAUGAAGAAAAAGAUGGGCGAGUUUGAGCUCGCAAUUGUAGCAGGAGAAUUCACUGACUCUGAGAUCAUGGUGAUGCUGGGGGAGAAUGGUACAGGUAAAACUACAUUUAUCAGAAUGCUUGCUGGAAGGCUUAAGCCAGAUGAAGGAGGAGAAGUACCAGUUCUAAAUGUCAGUUAUAAGCCACAGAAAAUCAGUCCCAAAUCAACGGGAAGUGUUCGCCAGUUACUGCAUGAAAAGAUCAGAGAUGCUUAUACUCAUCCGCAGUUUGUGACUGAUGUAAUGAAGCCCCUACAGAUCGAAAACAUCAUCGACCAAGAGGUACAGACAUUGUCUGGUGGUGAACUUCAGCGAGUAGCUUUAGCUCUUUGUUUGGGCAAACCUGCUGACGUCUAUUUAAUUGAUGAACCAUCUGCAUAUUUGGAUUCUGAGCAAAGAUUGAUGGCAGCUCGGGUCGUCAAACGUUUCAUUCUCCAUGCAAAGAAGACAGCUUUUGUUGUAGAACAUGACUUCAUCAUGGCCACCUACCUAGCAGAUCGUGUUAUCGUUUUUGAUGGUGUUCCAUCUAAGAAUACAGUUGCAAACAGUCCUCAGACUCUUUUGGCUGGCAUGAAUAAAUUUUUGUCUCAGCUUGAAAUUACAUUCAGAAGAGACCCCAACAACUACAGACCACGAAUAAACAAGCUCAAUUCAAUCAAGGAUGUAGAACAAAAGAAGAGUGGAAACUACUUUUUCUUGGAUGAUUAGAUUGAAUCUGAACUUAACAAUAAGCCAUUUACUUACUGGGAUUUUUAUCAUAUAAAACUUUAAUCAGGUUUUAUGGCCCCACAUACUCUGGAGCUUUGAAGUAUGAUUUUCUUAAUGUGACAUCAAAAGCCAGUUGUCUUGUAAAUUGUUUGAGAACUAUUCCGUUCUUAAGAUUAAACCUCCGUGCAUACUACACUAACAUGGAGACAUUUCAGAUAUAUCAAUUACCUCCAGAUUUUCAGUUGUGUAUUCUAUUCAUGUACCAGAUGCUUCCUGGUGUUGCCCAUCUUUAAAAUCUUGGAUAAAUCUGUACCUGUUUGCUAAGUGUACCAGGAUAACGGACCUGCCCUCUUCUAAAGCCAGUCGCAGACUUCCUGACGAGGUCUGACACAUAAGCACCAGGGCUAUAUUUGCUACUUGUUCAGUCUGUGCACAGUUAUUUCUAUCAGUAUGUGCUUCCAAGGAAGUGUCUGCUGCAAACACCAUUGUUGGAAGAUGUUUAUGACCAACUUAUGCAUUCUUAAUGGGUUUUUGGUGCUUUUGAACAUCCGUCAAAACUUAUUUCAGUACCCUAAUUUAACUCUGGUUUUUUUUAGUUCUUACAUUCUAUAACAUUCACAGUAAUGUUACUUUUAUAAAUAUAUAUAUAAUCACUGAUCAAGAUUAGGGAGGAGGCAUUUCUGAAGAAUACAUGCUUCCUGUAAAAGUAUAGGCUUGGGCUGGGAAGAUGGUUCACUCAGUAAAGUGUAAGCUGCACACUUAUGAGAACCACACUUGAGACUUAUAGAAAUCUCUACCAGUGCUGGGAAGUGACAUCAAGCACUCCCUACAGCUCACUGGCCUGCCAGCCUAACAGUCUAUGAGCGCCAUGUUCAGUAGAUAGUAUCAAACCUCUGUCUGGCACCAACACACUGCUGUGCGCGCGCGCACACACACACACACACACACACACACACACACAACCCUACAGAUACAGUCUUUAUAGUUGGUGCCUAAGUAUCUGAAUUUUAGGAUUCAGUUUUAGUUUUGUUUUGAGAGAGCCCGAGCUGGCCUCAAAUAAGGUAUCCAACCUUGAAUUUCUCAGCCCACUACCUAGCUUGGAUUACAGUGUUGAGGAUCAAACCCAGGGCUUCAUGUGUGUUAGGCAAGCACUCUAACAACUGAGCUACACCCCCAGCCCUACAUAAUUACAGACUACAGACUCUUCUGUUGAGCAACCAAGGACAACCUUAAACAACUUCUCCAGUGAGUGCAGGCCAAAUAGCAAUACAAAGUAUCUAUUGCUGUAGUGCACACUCAUUUGUAGAUUUGGAUACAAAGGGCAUUAUCCACAUCUUACUAAUGCCAAACUGGAAUAGGGCAAGCAGAACAGGGAAAUUAGAAAUUAUUUGACAAGACUUUAGAACAUUAAAUAAUCGAUCUUGAUUAAUUUGCAAAUGAUAGAAAGUUUGUUUUGACUGAAACCCAUUAGGCCUAAAAAUGAAUUUAUAUAAUCCAUAAAUACAUGUCUGUUGUAAAACAAUGCAAACAUGCAGAAAUACAUGGAAUAAAAUCUCUCCCUUCAUCAGUU
Molecule: messenger RNA, 3552 nt
Organism: Apodemus sylvaticus (European woodmouse)
Lineage: Eukaryota; Metazoa; Chordata; Mammalia; Rodentia; Muridae
Gene: Abce1
Product: ATP binding cassette subfamily E member 1
Exons: 18
Coding region: 183-1982 (599 amino acids)
Biological process (GO): translational initiation; translational termination; ribosomal subunit export from nucleus
Molecular function (GO): ATP binding; ribosomal small subunit binding; ATP hydrolysis activity
Source: RefSeq, a predicted model, not a curated record